AUGGCAAAAAUAAUAGAUAAUUAUAUAUUAAUCGAGGGUAUAGGACAAGGAACAUUCGGUGAAAUACACAAAGGCAGAAAUUUAAUAUCUAAAGAAGCAGUGGCUGUGAAAACUAUUAAAUUGGACAGAUUUUUAAAUGACUCAAUAUUGAAGGAUAUGAUAAUUAAUGAAAUCUAAGCAUUAAAGAAAUUAGAGGAUUAAUACAUCGUAAGAAUGAUUAAAAUGCUAAAAUCGGCUAAUAAUAUUUAUUUAGUCUAUGAACACUUAAAUGGGGGAUCGUUAGCAAAUUAUUUAUAUGAAAAAGGUCGACUAACAGAAUAAGAGGGAAGAUAAAUUAUGUCAAAUGUAUUUAAAGGAUUCAAGACUUUAAAUCAUGAAAAAAUCAUUCAUCGAAAUAUCAAUCCAAAUAACCUAUUCUUUAAUGACGGAAUCGUUAAAAUAAAGAAUUUCUUUUGUUGCAAGUCCCCAGCAAGUCAGAAAUUGUUUGAUCCUGAAAACUUCAUAUACUCUGCGCCUGAAAUAUUACUAAAGACAUAAUAACCACAACAUGAAGACAAAUGUGAUAUAUUCUCCUUGGGAUUGGUGUUUUAUAAGAUGUUUCUGGGAUAAUUGCCAUUCCCUGAAACACUAACUUAAGAGCAACUUAUUGAUUUAUAUAAAAAUCAGUAAUUCAAUCCAAAUGUUGAAGAUCUAUCAGAAAAUACUGCCUACAUUUUGAAUGGAAUGUUAUAGGUUGAUUAAGCCAGAAGAAUAGAAUGGCAAACACUGUUUCAUGAAGAUUAGGUACCUACUAUGUCUGGUUUAGUAAAUUCAACCAAUACAAACUUUGCUUCGAAUUAUUAAAUCAAUUCACAAGUAUAAUAAUUUGAGACUGGAGGCUAAAAUUUUUACAUCUCACAACAAUCCUUGUAAAAUCAUAUUACUACAAGUCCAAAUGAGUUAGUUAAACGAAAAACAAAUGUUUCUGAUAAGGAGAACAUAAAAUCAAAUAAAGAAAAUGAUUCAGCAUAAAUCUUUGCAAAAACAACAGAAAAGGAGCAAACCUUAUCAUAAUAACAAUCCUAAUAAUAAACCUUAUAAAUUUAAUCAUCCAAUAUUAAUAGUUCCUCACAGAGUGUAGUUAAACAAAUUCAAACUUAAUUAAAUGAGUUAAGACAUAAAUUUAAUAUUAUAAUAUAAGGAACAUGCAAAAUUGAAUAGUUAGAUAAUUGGUCAGCUAAAAUAAAAACUGAAAUCUGCAUGAUAUUCUUAUUAAAAAAAGCAAUCAAAUGCAUAAACGAGAUGUUAGACAUCUGCUAAAAUACUGACAGAUAAUGGGCAAUUUCGAAGAACAAGUCAGAAAUAAUUAAGAUUCUAUAAAAGGACUAUGAUGAUUUAGUUGCAAAUUACAAACAAGUUAAAUAAAUGAACACUUGUCCACACGAAGAGUUGAAUACUCACGAAAUGAUAGAUGAACAAUAUGUGGAUAAUGUAUUAAUUAUGAUAGCUAAAUAAAUUGCUAUGGAUUUGGGCUAAAUUCGAUCAAGUAUGAGAAGUAAUUCUCAAAUUAAGAGCAAUUCAUUUAAUUACGAAUAAACUAGUUAAAGGAAUGGUAGCUUUAUUGAAUCGAAACAAGGUACUUCGAAUUAGUACAUUUUUGCAAUCUUUUUAAUAGAUUUAGUUAAAGGCAUGAAUUUUGAAGAUCAAAAGCCUUAUUUUAAAAAGUUAGAAGAAUCGAAAUUGCCUGAAUUGUUAGACUUUAAACUCAAAUCUAUUUGA
Messenger RNA from Paramecium tetraurelia, 1758 nucleotides. RefSeq lists its product as uncharacterized. Gene Ontology annotation, cellular component: autophagosome; cytoplasm. Gene Ontology annotation, biological process: protein autophosphorylation; autophagy; peptidyl-serine phosphorylation. The record is from RefSeq and is a predicted model, not a curated record. The transcript is spliced from 5 exons. Gene Ontology annotation, molecular function: protein serine/threonine kinase activity; ATP binding. Lineage: Eukaryota; Ciliophora; Oligohymenophorea; Peniculida; Parameciidae.